AUGAAAUCCGCAACCCUCAUGCCAGCCCUGCUGGCCAUCGUCCAGGCGGCACUGAUCCCCAAUGACCCUAAAAUUAUCAUAGUCCCAGACUCGGUCCUUGACGCUACCAUCGACGAGCCCCUCAAGAACUUUGUCCCGGGCCCCGUAGCUGGUACAGACCCUUCCUCCCUCCCCCUCCCAUCCUUAAACGAGGGAUUCGAAUCCCUUUCCUCCCCCGAGGAAACCUCUCUCUCCGGUGCCCAAGCCUGGGCAGCCAUCGAGCUCGAAGCCACCGCAGCCCUCGAAUCCUCCCCAGAAGACGCCGAGAGGUUCGUCGAGGCCCGUGCCAGGGACCUCUCCGAGGUCGCCAAGGGGCCCGGCGGCAAGAAAGGCAAGAAAGGCAGCGGCAAAAAAGGUGACGGCAAGAAAGGCAACACCACCUCCAAGCCAGCCCCGCCCGACUUCCACCGCGGCGUGACGAGAGAGCAGCUGUGCACAUACUUCCGCGGCAUUGCGUGGAAGACGGGCGACUUGCAGCGCCCAGUGUACCAGUGGCAGUACGAAUAUGUGCCUUGGCUGAUUCAAAACAAGGGCCCUUACAUCAAACUCCCUUCUGCCACCUACUACGGAGCUAACCCUGUGAUACAGUACGUGCUCGAUGGCCUCCGUCACAUCGAAUGGAUCCUGUGGAAGAUUGAGCGCUCCCUGCAGUACACCACCAACUUCACCCCCGAGGAGGAGCGCGCCAUCAUCCGCUGCUAUUACCAGUACUCUGGCUAUGAGAGACAGGUGACCCGCCUGCCUACCGGCGCCCCGGCCCCAGUCAGCCCCACUACCGCCGCUGCGAUCCCGGCCUCCACGGGCAACGCCGAGUUGGCCGAGGCGGCCAUGAAGCCCCCCGGCAAGGGCAAGGGUCCCGGCACCGGCAAGAGCCCCGUCACGACCCUCCCGGGCUCCGACCGCUGGGCCCGCCCCUUCCCCUCGCUGAAGAAGCUCCUCCGCCUCAUCACCGCCAAAGCGCCCGUGUCCAAGUACCAGUCGUACGCCAACCACCGCAUCCACAACGUCCUGCAAAACCUGGACCGUUCCGCCAUCGGCGCCGCCCAGGGUUUGAUCAACAAGUUCCAGAGCACCGCUGCCAAGGACUACCUCGUCUACGAUAUCGAGGAGGGCCAGGGCCUCAAGAAGGCUCUCAGCGAGGCUAUUAAUGCCUACGAGGUCAAAUAG
Molecule: messenger RNA, 1206 nt
Organism: Colletotrichum spaethianum
Lineage: Eukaryota; Fungi; Ascomycota; Sordariomycetes; Glomerellales; Glomerellaceae
Exons: 4
Coding region: 1-1206 (401 amino acids)
Source: RefSeq, a predicted model, not a curated record